Messenger RNA from Striga hermonthica, 1461 nucleotides. The record is from the annotation of a GenBank genome assembly. NCBI's taxonomy places the organism in Eukaryota, Viridiplantae, Streptophyta, Magnoliopsida, Lamiales, Orobanchaceae.
AUGGCAAGCUCCAUUUUCCCUUUUCUGCCGCUUCUUUUGCUCGCCAUUUGGUGUGGUUAUGCUCAAUCCCACGAAGACGGGCACAUCGCGGCCGAAAUAUCGAACAAGGGCCUCGAUUUUUUCAAGGGUUUGCUGAUAGAAAAGGCUGAAUCUUCGUUAGUCCCUCUCGAGCUGCCCGUGAUCGAGAAGACCGUGAAAAUCCCAGUUUUAGGUAAAGUUCAAAUGGUCCUUUCCGACAUUACUAUCGAGAAGAUCCACACAACGUCGUCCGUUGUGAAAACUGGGGAUAGUGGGAUAGUUAUUGAAGUUUCUGGUGCCACCGCGAAUUUGAGUAUGAACUGGAAGUAUUCGUACACUAGUGCUUGGUUGAUUCCAAUUUCGGUAUCUGAUAAAGGAAAUGCUACUGUUCAGGUUGAAGGACUUGAAGUUGGCCUUUCACUCAGUCUAAAGACUGUUGAAGGAUCUCUAAAGCUGUCUCUCUUGGAAUGCGGAUGCUAUGUUAACAGUAUCUCUAUAAAAUUGGAUGGAGGAGCUUCAUGGCUUUAUCAAGGGUUGCUGGAUGCUUUUGAGGGUAAAAUUGGUUCUUCAGUUGAAACUGCUGUUUCUAAUAAAUUAAAAGAUGCAAUUGUGAAGCUCGACUCUCUGUUGCAAUCACUUCCUAAAGAAGUACCAGUUACUGAAAUCGCUACACUUAAUGUUACAUUAGUGGAUGAUCCAGAUUUUAGCGGUUCAUCCGUUGACCUUGAAAUAGAUGGGUUAAUCUCUAGUAAGAAUGAAGUUUUCCAUGCCACCCAUAAUCAUAUACUACUACAAGAUUCUUACGCCUGCAAGGAAGCUGAUAAGAUGGUCCGAAUCUCACUGCAUGAAGACGUACUUGGGUCAGCGUCAUCUGUUUACUUUGAGGCAAGCAAGAUGCGCUGGAUGAUUGAUAAAGCUUCGGAUCAAACUCUCAUGAACACAGCUGGGUGGAGGUUUAUUGUUCCACAGUUGUACAAAAUGUAUCCUAAUCAUGACUUGAAUCUAAAUCUUUCUGUAUCAUCCAAUCCAACCAUAAAAAUCAAGCAGCAGCAAAUCAUAGCACAAAUCCCCUUAGAUGUGGUGAUUGAUGUUUUGGACGGGGAGGAAUUGGUACCAGUUGUAUGCAUUUCCACGGUGAUCCGUGCUUCUGUAUCUGCUGAAAUUUCACAGAAUGCGGUGUCUGGUGUUUUGAAACUAAUGGACCUCACGAUGUCUCUUAAAUGGAGUAAUAUUGGAGACUUGCACAUGCAUCUAAUCCAGACAAUAAUGUCCACAACACUCAAAACUGUCGUCGUGCCAUACAUAAAUUUAAAACUUGGUAAAGGAUUUCAAAUUCCAUCCUUCCAUGGAUACAAGCUUCAAGAUGCUCAGUUCAUCUGCUCGGAUUCUUGGAUUGUGAUAUGCAGCAAUGUGACACCUUCUCAAACGUUCUACCACGUGUAG